Molecule: messenger RNA, 4667 nt
Organism: Amoebophrya sp. A25
Lineage: Eukaryota; Dinophyceae; Syndiniales; Amoebophryaceae
Source: the annotation of a GenBank genome assembly
CCAGAUGCUACUAGGCUUACCUUUCGGUAACGCGAAACAACGAUUAGAAGAUACUAGUUUGACAUGCAGAAACGGCCGUCUAGUGUUGGAGGAUUUGAAGGGCUCGGUGUUUGGAGGAGGUGGUCAGGGUAAAGAUGCACAUUCCUUGGCUUUCACUCUCUUCAGUACAGAUCCAACAGAACUAGAUAGCGCAGUUCUUGCAGAACAACACGAUGGUGAACAAGAACAACUGCAGGACCUACUAUCAUCAAGUGGACCGGGGGCAGGCGCUUCAUCAUCUAUUGUUACAAAAACUUCUUUAGUCUCGAUUCUUCGAGCAUUAGAUACCAGUGAAGAUGGGAAGGACGUUACCUCAGACGAGAAAGCGUGGUCGGGUCUUAUUGACCGCAUUUUUCGCGAGAGUCUUCACAAGGCAGAGAUAAACUCAUUCGCAUCCUCAUCGUCUGACGGAGAUGACGCUUCUUCUGUAGAUGACAUGAGUCGUGCGAGUGGAGAAGAUGCGCACCAGCAGAUGCUACAAUUAGGCGGAUCAUCUUCCUCUUUUGCGAGUUUUCAAGACUCUAGUGGGGCCACUCCACCAUCGACCACGAAUCACGAUCCAUCGACGGACCACUUGACAACCACGGACGCUCACCCGACUGACCAGGUGACAACCACUCACGCUCACCACCACGACGACGUCGCCAUGCGAGCAACCAGAACUAAGUCCAUCAUGCACAGUGUGUACCAGAAUGCGGUCCUAGUAUCGUUGAGUAAAGGAAACGUCUGUGCGGAAGUACCGGAUGACUUGAGCUAUGCCGGCGCUCAUGCUCAGAAGGGUCGUUCGGAUACGAAUUAUCUUCAUGACGACGACGAGGACCUAGACGACGAUAAUUCCCCUGGAGGGGCUGAUGUUCUUCAACGUGUGGAACAUGAUCCUUUGGGCUACUACGCUGUCCUUGGAAUCGAUUUGAAGACGGAAGGACAUCUCUUCAGGCCUACUGGCGUGAAUGGCGCAGUGGACCGUCAAGCAGAACUCGAGAGGAAUGAGCUGGUAAAGGCACGCUUGAACGAUCUGAGAACGCUGUAUAGACACUACAGAGCUCGCAGGAGGAUGAAUAGGGGGAAUUUACGAACAACGUGGAAAUAGAAUGAUUCAGGUAGACUAUCACGACUACUUUUGUGGAUGUCAUCCUCAUUGCAGGAGGCCCUUUCUGAGUAAUUUUAGAUGUCUAGUUUUUGACUUGAGCAAGACGCCAUCCUCCGUUUUUGACUUGAGCAAUGCUACGACGCUAACGUCGCACCAAAAAACACGUUAACAUGAUCAAGUCAUCUUGACGUCAUCAUCUCUAAUCCUCGUAUGGCUCCUACCAGUCAAUUUGCUGUGGCAGCUGCUUCCAAAAACCGCAGCAAGGCUUACGCUGGUGCAGCUAGCAGCGGCUAGACGGACAUUGCGACUACCAACUCAGGCAUCGGAUUGGACAUCACAGUCGUCAACGACAUCCUCUUCACAUCUUCACUCUCAACAUGACGACAUACAGGAUCAACAUGGCGUAGAAUGGGCACUUGGUGGUGAGGAGACUGAAGUCGCACAAGGUCGUGACCAUCAUGAACGUCAAGAUAGCGCGAGCCAAGUUCUGGAUAACGCCGCUAUGCCAACACGGAGUCCCCACUACGCUCGACUUCGAGAUGACAAAACUAGAAGCGUCGAGUCGAUCAUCCACAGAAUUCCCGGUAUUCAACGGGAACUGAGACUUCGACUUCGUCGUGAAGCAGAUAGUGGUGAUACUUCCUCAACACAGGAACACGAAGCCCAGCCUCCACAUCAAGCAGAACAUGGCUCCUCUGUCUAUACAAAAUUAGAAACUGCAGAAAGGGUGCUACAGCAGAUGCUACAUCAUUCUCCACGUGUUGGAGGUGAAGUCGUAGGCGUCGUAGCAUCAGCAGAUCACAACCACGAAUCUCUACUGGAAUCGCAGUUCCAUCUAGUGGAAGAAGCGUUUCAGCAUUUAUACGAAGAGCGAGCGAGGCGGUCAUAUGAGUUACGGUGCGUGACACUACCUGUGGUCAUCGAAAUAUUUGCACCAAAUAUGUAGCAUGCAUGCAAUCCGUAGCGGUUCCAGUCUUGUAUUCUUCUUUUGUUGAAUUCAACGAGGACAUACAAGUACAAGAACAUCUGCAGAACACCUACCUUAGAGAUAAACAUGCAGAAGAAACUGAAAAGUUUUUCAUAUACUUACCAUCGAUGGAUCCAUCAUCAUGUCUUCUCUUUCAUCCUCCCGUAUGCGAGACCAAUAUAUCCUAGUGGGGAAUCAUGCAGUAGUCGUGGCGUCCUUAGCCCAGAAACUAGAGCGAGUGCGACAGUGUUUCCGAGUCCCGAAGUGUUUUUGGUGCAGUGUAUUGCCAAGAAGCGAUGCUGGGAAGUGUCUCCUCGACUCCACUCACGGUCGUGCAUUUAUCGACCAGAUCUCUUCGCCGAUUGCGCCACUGGAAAAAGGAUUGGUCCAUUACGUGCAUGAACUUGCAAAGGCACAAGGGGAAACUAGAAAUGCUCUGGAAUCCUUCCAUGCACUAGACGGCAGCAUUGCGCGAUACAACACGAGGAUGGACGAAGCAAGGACAGUGUUAGACGACUCGAUUCCGAAAUACUUGCAUAAUUUAAGGCUCAACCUGGUCGAGAAGUACCGUACUAUGUAUGGUUUAGUAUCAGAAACGGCGAUAGAGUUGAAAUUUACAAUUCAAAUGCUAGAAAGGCAGGUAAGCGUAAAGACAUGAAGUUCUCGAACUCGUCAGUCUGAAUCUUUCUAAGCAGUAUGGGUAUCCAAAUGGAGAGAUACAUGGGUGCAAAACGUGACGAGCUGACACAUAACCCCAAGAUGUACGAUCCAGGGGAGCUUGAUGGAGGCGAAGAAGAUAGUUAUGAUAUACAACUUGGUACCUCUAUCUAUUGCUGGAACGUGUACUUGAAGAUAGAGCUUUUUGCAUUGAUGAAGUUGAACAAGAAGUUGUAGGUAGAUUUCCCAACUACACACCGUUCCUGUGCCUGCUUCAUACUAUCGAUUCCGACGACGCCGAAGAGGAUGAGGACGACGAAGCGAAGUCUCCAGACAAUGCUGCUUCAUCCAAAAAGAAGACGUCCAAGAAGCCGAAGAAGAAGAAGAACAAACCGCAACAGAAGAAGAAGCCAACCAUCGGCCCUAAGGCUACUCCAGUGGUGGAAAUGGCAGGGGAAAAUGUACAAACGAUGAACAGUAAAGCGAUGGAGCAAGCUGUGGAAACGCCUGAGGAGAAGGAAGAGAGGGAAGCCGAAGAGGCAGAGGUCGAAGAGCAAGUCGGAGAAGCGGCUAAGGAGGUACAAGAAACACUGCAAAAAGAACUGGAUAAGGAAGAGGAGGAGCAAAAAGAGGAAGCGAAGGCAGUGGCGGAGGGAGACGGAUCAAGGGUGGACGCGCUGGAAAAACUUAUGAUUGAGACGAUGUCUUAGUUUACGUCCACCUACAGAAGUAGAAGCUAUAAUACAACAAAUACGACAACUUACAAAUUACUUACAAUUCACGAUGUUGAUCUUCAGAUGCUCAUUUCUAACACCCAACUGGACGACGAGGAGAAGAAAGGAAAGGAGGAGGAAAAUAACAGAGGAGAUGAGGAAGAGUCGAAUAAAAAAGCGAAUGCUGCUGUAGAAGUAGAGCCCCCAGAUGAGGACGAUCCGACAGAGGAGGAAAUAGAAGAGCUAAGGCGCCAGAAAAGGGAAAAAAGGCUGAAAAAAGUUAAACCUCCUGAGCCAGAUGAACCUGAAGAGGAAGAGCCUGAAGAAGACGAAGAGGAUGUUGAGGAGAUAAAGGAAGAAGAAGAGCAGGUCGAAGAGAAAGAAGGAGAUGCUGAUGCUGAUGCUGGUGAAAAAGAACCCACUCCUGCCAAGAAAGAAGAGAAAAAGGAGAAACCUCCAGAAAAGGACAAACCUGGAAAGAAAAAGACUGUCAUGGACCCACGACGAAAAGUUUGGCAUCCUUAUCGAUUAGACCAGGCACAUCCUCAAAUCCGCACACAACUGCUCGAAUUGCACAGCAAGUCUAGAGGACAGAUGCUACGUACCGAAGGCAGGCCCAGACGUCGCAAAAAGAGUAGUACUACUAGUGGUGGGCAGGAGGAGAUGAAAGUAGACACGCUAGUACCUCUUGCAGCUGACGAGAACAGUGACGCUAUGUCUAGUUCAUCUACAACAGGUGCAGAGUAUCAUCAUCGUCAUCACCAUCAUCACAAAAAGAAGAAACGACACAGCAAGAAACAUCACUAUCAAUCAGAACAGCACGUGGAGGAGGAAGAUCUCGUAGGAGGUGGAGGGGACGGGAAGUCUUCCGAGAGCAAGUCCGGUUUCACGUCUAAUGUGCACAGCCUAUUCUCUUCCUUUUUCUCGCGAGGUGUCUUAGGGUAUCUCUGACCACGAGCACAAGAAUUUAUAAAUUUUGAAUUCUAAUCUUGUACCUCUACUUGGCUAUAGGUUAGAUGAUGACUUGCAGUUGCAACAACUCUGUUUGAUUUUGACAGUCGCAUUCCGAAAAAACUCACUAAGCUUUAAAUACCUGAUUGUCUGACGAAACUCACUUCGACCACCGCGAUGUGCAUGAAAAAUCGAUUACAACUCGCCUAUGCAGUACCAGUAGAUUGUAAAUGAUGUUGGCUUCUAUAAG